Messenger RNA from Colletotrichum orchidophilum, 3402 nucleotides. RefSeq names its product forkhead domain-containing protein. The transcript has a single exon. Gene Ontology annotation, molecular function: sequence-specific DNA binding; DNA-binding transcription factor activity; protein binding. The coding region runs from base 1 to 3402 and encodes 1133 amino acids. Gene Ontology annotation, biological process: regulation of ribosomal protein gene transcription by RNA polymerase II. Gene Ontology annotation, cellular component: nucleus. NCBI's taxonomy places the organism in Eukaryota, Fungi, Ascomycota, Sordariomycetes, Glomerellales, Glomerellaceae. The record is from RefSeq and is a predicted model, not a curated record.
AUGACUUCGUCCAACGCCGGCCAAAAUGGCCUGGCGCCCGUUCCGACCACGCCGCCGCCCAAGCACAAGACGACGACACCAGGCCGACCUGACCCCGACGACAACAAUCACAUUGCCACCACCGCUACCGACCAGCAGCAACCAUCGCGCGCCGACGCACCUAUAACCGCACAUCAACCUACCGACGACGCGUCGACCAAACAACAAACCGCCUCUGGGGCCGUCGAUACGUUCAUGGCCGAUGCCGACGCCGGCAGCGCUCCACCCGCGACAAUGUCGCAGCCGGCCUCAGCCGUCCAUGUCGACGCCGACCCCUUCGCCUCGUCCUUCCCACACACCCCGAUGCCGAACAUGGACCAUGCCUAUAUGAUGAUGGCUCUUGCGCAUAUGGCUGGCAAUCAAAUGUCCAAUCAGAUAUCACCGCCUCCGACCGUCACGCCAGCCCAGGUCACUCUCCCGAGCACCUUGGGCAACGGUCACGAUCCGCUCGUCGCAAGCACGCACAACCUCGCCGUAGCAACACAAGGCCUCGAGUCAUUCGCGCGUAUAGAAUUCGCCGACAGUGUCUUCCAGAUGACCACUUAUGCCGUCAUUAUCGGUCGUGAUCAGAAGGCCCUGAACCAGGCGCGAAGAGACCAGAAGCGCGACGAUGCCUAUCGCAAGAAGGCGGAAGAAUACGAACGCGAGGGUCUUCCGCCUCCCUCUCCCAUCAGACACGGCCCGGGAAAGUUCAGCAAGUCAUACGUCAGUGAAGAGGGAGGCAUGCUGGGACCCGAGUCCGACAGUGAAGGAGAAGGGCGACCGGCCAAGCGCCGCAAGACGACCAGCACUGGAUCAUCGCAGAAGCAGGAAGAGGAUGAGUCACAGGAGAAGCUCAUCUCAAAUCGGCAGUAUGUCUCGCACACACCAGGUGCUGCAGCCGUGGAUCUGGCUUCAUUACGGCCCUCUCCUCAUCACGUUCCUUUCGUCGGCAUCCACUCGCCCGGACCUGAUAUCGCCAGCAAAACCAAGGCUAUCUCAAGAGAGCACCUCAAAAUCCAAUUCAAUAAGAGAGAGGGGGUCUUUGAGGCUAUCCCACUUCACAAGAACGGGUUCUUCAUCGACGAGGUGCACCAUAAGGAAGGUGUCGCCGUGCUUCGGAGUGGCGAUCACCUGCAGAUCAAAGAUGUUGAUUUCCGCUUCGUGAUUAAUGGUGUUCCAGAAGGCCGGACAGGCGCCGAAGAGUAUGUAGAAGAGGAGGAGAAACUCAAGAAGAAGGCGACGGGUGGAAAGGAGAUGAGCUUCGAGUUUGAAGCCUCACAUGGCAACGGCCUCGACGACACAAGCGAUUCUUCACUUAGCUCGCCAGCACCAUCGGACGUAGACAUGUCCGAUGUCGAAGCAGAGGAAGAGGAAGUCGAGGCUGAAAGUAGCACUAAGGCCGAGGCUGAGGCAGAAGCUAAGGCGGAAGCAGCAGCAGCCGCAGAAGAGGCAGCCGCAGAAGCAGCCGCUGACGCAGCAGAAGCAGCAAGAGCACAAGCGGACGCUGACGAUGAGGCCGAUGCUGAAGCAGACGCCGAAGUUGAUGUUGAUGCUGAUGCUGACGCCGAAGCUGAUGCCGAAGGAGAGAUGUCCCUGGAUUAUGGAGAGGAAGCAGACGAUAUCCAGCCUACUACAGAGGUCAAGGCAGAGGACCAAGAGAUGGUGCAUCUUCUGAUGGGAGGUGCUCCAUUAGGUUACCUGAACAAAAAGAGAGGACCCGGCAGACCACCAAAGAACGGAAUCAUGUCCAAGCGAGAGCAGCGGCUGCUUAAGAAGGCCCAGCAGGAGAUGGCCAAGAAGACGGUCCCACAGCCUCCUCCCGGAGAGCCCCCUAUCAAGAGGAAGGUCGGUCGCCCUCGGAAACACCCUCUGCCAGAUGAAGGAGGAGAUCGGCCAGAGAAGCGCAAAUACAAACCUCGGAAACCCAAGGGUGAAGACGGUGCCGAAGGAUCAGAUGCCGAACGACGCGCUAGAGAGAAGAAGGAGAAGAAGGCCCGGCCAAAGUCGCCGCCUCUCGAACUCAAGAUUGAGGACUACACGGAGGAGCAGCUGCAGAAGCCAAACAAGAAUUACGGAGUGCUCAUCGACGAGACCCUUACCGCGGCAGGGCCUGACGGUCUCACCCUCAAACAGAUUUACAAGCGAAUUACUCAGAGAUACCCCUGGUUCUACUUCCACACGGAGACGAAGGGCUGGGAGUCUAGUGUGCGGCAUAACCUCAUUGGCAACGAAGCAUUCAAGAAGGACGACACGACAGGCUUGUGGUCCAGGGUGCCCGGUGUCGAACUCGAUGCCGGCAAGAAGCGCAAGGCUACGUCACCAGAUCGUUCUUUGAGUGCGGGUUACGGUCACUACAACCAUCCAAUGUACACCCAGUACGCCCAGCAACAGAGUCACAUGCCGCCCGGCUAUCAGCAUCUUCCUCAUAACUACCAUGCGCAAGCCUACGCCGGGCAGCAAGCGCAGACAGCUGCCAGGACGCCACAGUACUCUCCUCCCGGAGUGGCGCCAAACCCUACCCAGGCCGCUCCACCAGUGACCUCACAACCAGUGGCGCCAGCGACACUCCCUGGGUAUGGGGCGGCUGCUGUCAUCGCACGGCCUCAAGGUGUCGCAGGGCAACCUUCCACGUACAGUUCGCCGUACGCUUCGAGGCCACCUCCAACCCAUACCGCCGUCAAGACCGAAGAUGGCGCCGCCCCAACUUCAGCAACGCCCAUUACACAACCUGCCCCAGCCGCCAUCCCUGGAGCGCAACUACCACAGAUACCCGCUGCUACUCUGCCGCAGCAAGCUCGACCUACGCCCACACCACCGGCAGCACAAUCCGAACCACGUCCCGUCAUUCAGCCUAGGCUGCUCUCAGCUGUCAAUGGCCUCAAAAAUGGUCUCAUUGAAAACUUGAAGAAGGCCAAAAACCCCAAGGCAGAGGCCAUUGUCAUGUCUGCCCUCAACCGCUGUCUGGGACUCAAGAGUGCCGCGACAGAGAACCAGACCAUGGAGGAUAUCUGUAUGAAGGGAAUACAGAAACUCCUAGACGGUUUCUCUACCCGAAGCAACACUCCCGGGUCGGGGGGUACGCCCACUCCCACUGGGCCGACCAAUGUCUUUGAUUCCAAGGUGUUCAAUUCCCUCCUUGGGUUCAAGAACGUUUCGUCGAAUGCCCUCAAGAGCAGAAUCGGCGAGGCCAAGGCUGAGGCAGUCACUCUGUCUGCCAUUGAUCGAGUGUUGGGCCUGGCAGACGCGAGCAUAGUACCCCCGCCUACGGAAGCCAGCACUUCGGGGUCUCCUGCAGCAGGCUUUGACGGGAUCGAGUCGCACUUGAUGAACUCGGUGAAGCAGCUCCUGUUGGGCCUCAACCAAAAGCUACAUGGAACAUAG